UUCAUGAAAAACAUAAAAGGAAUGAAACUAGCUUCCAAUGAAUUACCCAUAUGAAAGCAUUUCACCUAUCCAAUUUGUAUGAAUGUACUAAAGAAUCUUUCGAAACUGUGAAUGCGCAUACUCAGACUUUAAUUAAAACUAAACGUAGUAAGUUUAAAAUUAUUUAAAGUCCUACAAAUUAGAAAUCGAAAAAGUAUUAAGUAUGACACCUUAAAUAUAAAUACAUCAAAUCAACUCGAAACAAACAAACAUAUAAAGAUACACAUGAAGGCUUACAAAAUAUGAAAUUCCUCGAUGGACAGUUUGAAUGCCAAUACAUGAUUUAUAUAUGUACUAAUCACCGAAAUAACAAGUGACGUCAUGGCCUGCGGGCAGGUAUACGUCAGUCAUUUGUGUUUAGGGAGAGGGCAUUUUCUUAAGUAUUCCACAACAAAAAUAAACAAUUAUCGAAAAAAGCCAUGGGGAAGAGCUCAUGGAGAACAUAUUUAAUGCUAGUAAUUAUUGGAUAUCUUGGUUGUAAAUGUGUAGAAUGUGUUUUUGUAGAAACAGCACAUGGGUGGAUUCAAGGAAAGGUUACGGACAGUGCUAUAGUGUUUCUUGGAGUCCCUUUUGCUCAGCCUCCGGGAAGAUGGGAAGAUCCACGCGAGCCUUCGCGAUGGGACAACAUGUGGGAUGCUCGAUACGUGCGCCCAAUGUGCCUGCAGCCGCCAUGCGGCGCCAACCAGAUGCUGGGAUUGUGCAUACGUGAAAUGUCUGAAGACUGUUUAUACCUAAAUGUAUAUAUGCCUCUAAAUACGGCGCCUAGCAGCGGAAAAGCGGUCAUGGUGUUUCUACAUGGUGGUGCGUUCGAAUCCUUCACAGCUGGUGCCGACAUCUAUAAUGCGGAAUUAUUUGCAAAAAGGGGUGACGUCAUCGUCGUUACAGUAAAUUACCGAUUGGGAGCGUUGGGAUUUCUGGUGACAGGAACUGGUCCAGGUUCAGCAACAGGGAAUUAUGGGAUAAAAGAUCAGCGGUUGGCUUUGGAAUGGGUGAACAAAAACAUCCAAAAAUUCGGAGGAAAUCCGGAAAAUGUUACUCUCUUUGGUCAAAGUGCCGGGGCUUUGUCAGCACUGAUUCAUCUAACCUCCAGAAAAGCAGAUAAGUUGUUCCAGCGAGCCAUCAUUCAAAGCGGUCCAUUUAGCAUUCCGCCCAAGUCAUUCCAAGAUGCCUAUUCUCAAGGAGUUGAAUUCAGUCGAAAUCUCAACUGCUCUCCACAAAACAUUCGUUGCUUGCGUCGGAGAUUGCCUAUGGAAGUUGUAAGGGCACAAAGGGCUACUGGUGCUACAGGAAAUGUUCUUCAGCGGUUUUUGCCUUGGUCACCUCAUUAUGACGGUGACGAGGUUCCGGUUAAUCCUCACACUGCUAUAGAGAAAGGACUUCUUGCCAAUAAAUCACUGAUCAUUGGUACAACCGCACACGAAGGAUUGACGUAUGUGUACAACAUAUUUACAUCGCCAAUGAAUAUGAUGACGUAUUCGGGACUUUUGUUAAUGAUCAAUCAAAACGAGGCUUUCACGUGGCUCUCGAGAUAUUCUCCCAAAAACUCGCGAGAUGCUCGCGAGGCUUUGUCGGAGCUCGCCACAGACUAUAUUUUUACUUGUCCGACGAGGCAGAUCGCUGAAGACUUGUCACUCUCUCAGCAUAAAGUCUGGUUGUACGUGUUCGACCAUGGAAUGAAAUUUCUGAAUGGCACAGGCAUUAUGGAGAAUUGCCAUGACAACGCAUGUCAUGGAGGUGAUAUACCUUAUCUAUUUCAGAAUCUCCAGAAAGUGUUUCCUCUCAACCAAGAAGAAAUUCGUCUGGAAAAUGACAUUCUAAUAUAUUGGACAAACUUUGCUAAACAUGGAAAUCCAAAUGGUGCUAGUACUAACAAUUCGUCUGUUGUGUGGCCAUCUUACGAUCAGACGUCUGAAUUACCUAGGGCUGUGAUGUAUUUCAAGGUCCCAACGUCAAACGUAACACUUGACUAUAAGGGACCUAUUUGUGAUAAAUUUAAUAAAAUGGAUUUUAGAGGAUAGUUUAAGCACUCACA
Molecule: messenger RNA, 2071 nt
Organism: Saccostrea cuccullata (small rock oyster)
Lineage: Eukaryota; Metazoa; Mollusca; Bivalvia; Ostreida; Ostreidae
Product: crystal protein-like
Exons: 5
Coding region: 459-2057 (532 amino acids)
Molecular function (GO): cholinesterase activity
Source: RefSeq, a predicted model, not a curated record